This is a messenger RNA of Tarenaya hassleriana, 1469 nucleotides long. RefSeq lists its product as uncharacterized. The transcript is spliced from 6 exons. Bases 242 to 1321 code for a protein of 359 amino acids. Lineage: Eukaryota; Viridiplantae; Streptophyta; Magnoliopsida; Brassicales; Cleomaceae. The record is from RefSeq and is a predicted model, not a curated record. Gene Ontology annotation, biological process: chlorophyll metabolic process. Gene Ontology annotation, cellular component: chloroplast. Gene Ontology annotation, molecular function: chlorophyllase activity.
AUAUUAUUAAUCAAUUUGGGGCUGUAUUUGGUUCAGAAGGCUAAACCAUAGGAUUAUGAUCGAUUCUUUAAUCUUGGAUUUAAUCUCGAAACCAAGUCAUUUUUAUUGUUUCCGGGCAUGAACCGACUUUGAUAACCGGUUUGUACCGAAAGCGGUCAAACGUAAACCGGAUCAGACUAUCAUACGGUCCGCUAGACAAAAACCAGAGCCACAUAAACGGCAGUGUGAGAGUGGAACAGAGAUGAGAGCUCUAACAUCGUCGCCGACGGCGAUAGCGGCGUCAACGGUUAUUCUCAAUCGGCCGAGCGGCCGGAAAAGUUCGAUCUGCGUCAGGGCCACGGCGGCGCCGUCGGGGAGUGCGGCGGUUUCCGGCGGAGGAGUGGAGGCGUUGGAGGUGGUGGAGAUCCGAGAGAGGAGCAAAAAAUGGCAGUGGAAGAGACAAUACUCGAUCAAUUACUUGGAGAUGGGUUCGCCGGAGGAGUCAUGUCCGGCGAGUCAGACGGUGGUCCUCGUUCAUGGGUUUGGCGCUUCAAUUCCUCAUUGGCGCAGAAACAUAAGUGUGUUGUCGAGAAGCCAUACCGUCUACGCCGUUGAUCUUCUCGGAUUUGGUGAUUCAGACAAACCACCUGGUUUUAUGUACACAAUGGAGACAUGGGCCGAGUUGAUACUCGAUUUCGUGGAGGAAGUGGUCCAGAGACCGACUGUUUUGAUUGGAAACUCAGUCGGAAGCCUGGCUUGUCUAAUCGCUGCUUCAGAACCAGAAAGACAAGAAGAUUUAGUGAAAGGUCUUGCUCUGAUGAACUGUGCUGGUGGAAUGAACAACAAAGCCGUUUUCGAUGACUGGAGGAUCAAGCUUUUGAUGCCUUUGCUCUUGUUCAUCGACUUCUUGCUGAAGCAACGGGGAAUAGCUUCCGCCAUCUUCAACCGUGUUAAAGACAGGGAGAAUCUGAAAAAUAUCUUGAUGAAUGUCUAUGGGAACAAGGAGAAUGUGGAUGACACCUUGGUAGAGAUAAUCGCGGAACCAGCAAACAGAGAGGGUGCAUUGGAUGCAUUCGUAUCGAUCUUGACCGGUCCACCGGGUCCAAACCCGGUUAAGCUGAUACCGAAUCUAACCAUACCGGUUUUAGUCCUCUGGGGCGACAAAGACUCGCUCACACCGCUCGAUGGUCCUGUCGGAAAGUACUUCUCGUCCUUACCAGGUCAGUUGCCGAACUUUAGCCUCUACGUUUUAGAAGGCGUGGGGCACUGUCCGCAAGAUGACCGUCCGGACCUUGUCCAUGAACGUCUGCUUCCUUGGCUUUCGAAUCUCCCCUCUUCUUAGUAUUGUUUCUCUUACACAACGUUUGAACUUAUACUUUGCAUAUUAUUAGAUGUAUAAUUUGAUUUAAUUGCAUAUCUUUUAUGAUUUAGAGGAUAUAAAACGUAUUAAUGUUUGGACAUAUAUCUAGGAAUAAAAGUGUAUAUUCCUA